AUGCUGGAUCGUCACCAACAAUUAAUGUUGUGUGAUGCAAUAACAGAUCAAGAAGUCUAUGAUGGCCUAUGUGGAAUUGGCGAUGAUAAAUCUCCGGGACUGGACGGAUAUAAUGCUUACUUUUUCAAGAAAGCAUGGAGUAUAAUUGGCAAACAAAUUACUGGGGCAGUACUUGAUUACUUUGACACAGGACAGCUGAACAAAGGCGUUAAUUGUACAACUAUCACUUUGGUUCCCAAGGUCCCUAAUCCUACUACUAUAAAGGAUUAUCGACCUAUCGCUUGUUGUACCGUGCUGAAGCACAUUUCACUGAGAUGUAUGAUUAAAAUAGAUGUGAAAAAAGCCUAUGAUUCAGUGGAAUGGCCAUACUUGGAUCAAGUUAUGGAAGGCCUCGGGUUCCCUACAAAAUUUAGAGACUGGAUAUUUGGGUGUGUUAAAAUGGUGAACUAUUCAAUAGUUAUAAGUGGUGAAUCUACUAAGCCUUUCAAAGAAGAUAAACAAUUUAAAUACCAUCCAAGAUGUGGCAAGCUCGGCAUCACCCACUUAAGCUUUUCCGAUGAUCUACUCUUAUUCACAAGAGGUGAUCAUAAAUUAGUGGUAGAAAUCCAAGAGAGAUUCCUAAUCUUUUCAAAGGCAUCUGGACUCCAAGCGAAUUUAAAUAAAAGCUCUGUGUAUUUGGGGGGCGUUGAAGACACUAAAAAAGACCUGAUCAUGAGACAGUUGGGAUAUGCGGAUGGGGAAUUACCUUUCAGAUAUCUAGGUAUUCCCCUAGACACAAAGAAGCUGAAAACUACACAAUGA
Messenger RNA from Lycium barbarum (goji berry), 801 nucleotides. RefSeq lists its product as uncharacterized. The transcript has 2 exons. The record is from RefSeq and is a predicted model, not a curated record. The coding region runs from base 1 to 801 and encodes 266 amino acids. Lineage: Eukaryota; Viridiplantae; Streptophyta; Magnoliopsida; Solanales; Solanaceae.